AUGGACGUAAGAUUUUAUUCACCACCUCCUCAGCCUGCAGCCGCUCCUGAUACGCCUUGUUUGGGACCUUCCCCCUGCCUGGACCCCUACUACUGCAACAAGUUUGACGGUGAGAACAUGUAUAUGAGUAUGACAGAACCAAGCCAGGACUACGUGCCAGCCAGCCAGUCUUUUCCUGGCCCAAGUCUCGAAAGUGAAGAUUUUAACAUACCUCCUAUAACUCCUCCAUCAUUGCCUGACCACUCCCUGGUGCACUUGAAUGAGAUAGAGUCUGGGUACCACUCUCUGUGUCAUCCAAUGAACCACAAUGGCCUCCUUCCAUUCCACCCUCAAAACAUGGAUCUACCUGAAAUUACAGUUUCCAACAUGCUUGGCCAAGACGGGACGCUGCUUUCCAAUUCCCUCUCUGUGAUGCAAGAUUUACGGAAUACAGAAGGAGCCCAGUAUAGUUCCCAUCCUCAGAUGGCAACCAUGAGGCCAAGGGUUCAACCUGCAGAUAUUAGGCAGCCAGGAAUGAUGCAGCAUGGGCAGCUGACUACUAUUAACCAGUCCCAGCUCAGUGCACAGCUUGGUUUGAAUAUGGGUGGAAACAAUGUUCCUCACAACUCGCCCUCUCCACCUGGAAGCAAAUCUGCAACUCCUUCACCAUCCAGUUCAGUCCAUGAAGAUGAAGGAGAAGAUAGCUCUAAGGUCAAUGGUGGUGAGAAGAGACCUGCUUCAGAUAUAGGAAAGAAACCCAAAACACCCAAAAAGAAGAAGAAGAAGGACCCAAAUGAGCCACAGAAGCCUGUGUCUGCCUAUGCAUUAUUCUUUCGAGACACUCAAGCAGCCAUCAAGGGCCAAAACCCCAACGCUACUUUUGGUGAAGUCUCUAAAAUUGUAGCUUCAAUGUGGGACGGCUUAGGAGAAGAACAAAAACAGGUAUACAAAAAGAAAACUGAAGCUGCCAAGAAGGAGUAUCUGAAGCAGUUAGCUGCCUACAGAGCAAGCCUUGUAUCCAAGAGCUACAGCGAACCUGUUGAUGUUAAAGCCUCCCCACAACCUCAGAUGAUGAAUUCAAAGCAGUCAGUGUUUCAUGGGCCUGCCCAGGCUCACUCUGCACUGUACCUCAGCUCCCACUACCACCAACAACCAGGAAUGAAUCCUCACAUCACUGCCAUGCAUGCCAAUAUCCCCAGGAACAUAGCGCCCAAGCCCAACAACCAAAUGCCAGUGACUGUUUCCAUAGCAAACAUGGCUGUGUCCCCACCUCCACCUCUUCAGAUCAGCCCGCCUCUGCACCAGCAUCUCAACAUCCAGCAGCACCAGCCGAUCCCAAUGCAGCAGUCCAUUGGAAACCAGCUACCAAUGCAGGUCCAGCCUGCUCUACACUCACCUACAAUGCAGCAAGGAUUUACUCUUCAGCCUGAUUAUCAGAAUAUUAUCAAUCCAACAUCAACAGCUGCACAAGUUGUUACCCAAGCAAUGGAGUAUGUUCGUUCAGGGUGCAGAAAUCCUCCAGCACAGACUGUGGACUGGAAUAAUGACUACUGCAGUAAUGGGGGCAUGCAGAGGGACAAAGCACUCUACCUUACCUGAAAAUCUGAAACACCUCUCCUUUCCUUUCGCUGAGGAAUGCAGGGAAGUCUUUUCAUCAUGGAUUGCUUUAUGCAGUCAAGGCAGUUCUGCAUUUUAUUAGAAAAUACAAGUUGCUAAGCACUUAGGACUAUUUGAGCUUGUGGGUCACCCACUCUGGAAAAAAUAGUCUUGCUUCUUUCCUUUUCUUCUUUUUUUUUCCCUCCCAUUUUUUUCUCUUUCUUUCUCCUUUCCACCCCUUCCCUGAGACCCUUUAACGGACAUUGCUUUUCUUCUUCCCUGAAGGAAACUUGGACCAUUCAGAUUUUAUGUUGGUUUUUGCUGUGAAGUGCUGCGGUAGUAACUGCCUUAGCAACUGUAGAUGUCUCGGAUAAAAGUCCUGGAUUUUCCAUUGGUUUUUCAUAAUGGGUGUUUAUAUGAAACUACUAAAGACUUUUUAAAUGGCUUGAUG
This is a messenger RNA of Cinclus cinclus, 2026 nucleotides long. It is a transcript of the gene TOX, whose product is annotated as thymocyte selection associated high mobility group box. Gene Ontology annotation, cellular component: nucleus. Lineage: Eukaryota; Metazoa; Chordata; Aves; Passeriformes; Cinclidae. The record is from RefSeq and is a predicted model, not a curated record. The coding region runs from base 1 to 1578 and encodes 525 amino acids. The transcript is spliced from 9 exons. Gene Ontology annotation, biological process: leukocyte differentiation; regulation of transcription by RNA polymerase II. Gene Ontology annotation, molecular function: chromatin DNA binding.